UUAAUAUCCAUUAAUCCUCAUUACCUUCUCCCCUCCCCCUCUCUCCUUCUCGUCACCAGCACAUCUCCACCCCUUCCUUCCUUCACGGACUUUAUCUUUUUCUUCCCUUUUUCCUCUACUUUUCUAGUCCCCCUUCCUCUCAUUUCACGAGAUUUAAUACAAAAUGGUUAAAAUCCUUGCCACUUCCUUCACUGUCUUUAUUUUGACCAUCUCGGCUGUUAAAGCCCAGACUACCAUUAACAUCGCCGAUUUCCCUACCAUCAAUGAAGUUCCUCCAAUUGAUUCUCCUCAGGUACAGCAGUGGUUGAAGGAGAUUGACCUCUCUGGUUCCCCUGACAUCGCUCCACUGCAGGCUCCAAGGGGCUCGCCCCCUACGUGCCAGGUCCCGGCCGUUCCCAAUUCCUGUGUCUGGACUUGUGAAGGUUGUGCUGCCGAUGAUGUCACCUCCUGUGCUGUUGCCAACACUUGGGGUUUGACAUUCGAUGACGGUCCCUCAACCGCGACCCCCACAUUGUUGUCUUUCCUCAAGGCCAACAAGCUCUCUGCCUCCUUCUUCCUCAUUGGCUCCAAUGUCAUUCAACACCCCGAAAUUGUGAAACAAGAGGUUAAGGAUGGUCAUCACUUGGCUUCCCAUACUUGGUCUCAUACUGCCUUGACCACACUCUCGAACGAACAGAUUGUGGCCGAGAUGAAGUGGACUGAGAAGGCUGUCAUGGAUGCCACAGGCCUUCGUCUCAAAUACAUGCGUCCUCCUUAUGGUGAUAUCAACAACCGUGUCCGUUUCGUCCUCAAGAAGUUGGGUUACAUCCCUGUGGACUGGACCGGUGAUCAAUUUGACACCAAUGAUUGGAGAGUUGGACCUGCUAAGGGCCAAUGGACUAUGAAUCAGGCAGUUAGUACCUUUACAAAGUCUUUGGAUACCUAUGUGGCUUCUGCCAAGACCUCGGGCUUCUACUGCUUGGAGCAUGAUGUCAGCAAGACCACUGUCGACGCUGCUUUGCAAUUGAUUCCUUUGGGUCUUACUCGUAAGAUCAACUUUGCUAAUGUCGCUGGAUGCCAGAGUGAUGCUUCCCCUUACCAGGCUGGUAGCACUUCCCCUAUUCCCAGCACCGCUGGCGUCACCACUGGCAACAGCACCAACCCCACCACUGGCAGUGGUAACGGAGCCGCCAAGCCCACCACAGGUUCUUCAAGCCCCUCGGGAUCUACAGGCACUUCCACAGGUGCUUCUACUAAAGGCAGUGGUACUACUGUUCAAAUCAGUGCAGGUCAUCUCCAGGCUGCCUCCGCCGGUAUUGUCUCAGCUGCUGCACUCGUUGUUGCUGGUGCCCUGCUUGCAUAAAGGACAUGUAGAAAGAAGAGAAUAUAUAUAAUAAUAAAUGUUAAUAGAUUUUGUUUACAU
Lobosporangium transversale is the source of this 1402-nucleotide messenger RNA. RefSeq lists its product as hypothetical. NCBI's taxonomy places the organism in Eukaryota, Fungi, Mortierellomycota, Mortierellomycetes, Mortierellales, Mortierellaceae. Gene Ontology annotation, molecular function: chitin deacetylase activity. Gene Ontology annotation, cellular component: membrane. The record is from RefSeq and is a predicted model, not a curated record. The transcript is spliced from 2 exons. Bases 164 to 1342 code for a protein of 392 amino acids. Gene Ontology annotation, biological process: carbohydrate metabolic process.